This is a messenger RNA of Anoplophora glabripennis (Asian longhorned beetle), 2781 nucleotides long. Its product is annotated as glutamate receptor ionotropic, kainate 2-like. Gene Ontology annotation, biological process: modulation of chemical synaptic transmission; synaptic transmission, glutamatergic; monoatomic ion transport. Lineage: Eukaryota; Metazoa; Arthropoda; Insecta; Coleoptera; Cerambycidae. The transcript is spliced from 16 exons. Bases 1 to 2763 code for a protein of 920 amino acids. The record is from RefSeq and is a predicted model, not a curated record. Gene Ontology annotation, cellular component: plasma membrane; postsynaptic membrane. Gene Ontology annotation, molecular function: transmitter-gated monoatomic ion channel activity involved in regulation of postsynaptic membrane potential; glutamate-gated receptor activity.
AUGGCAAUGAUUUGGCUGCUAAUUUUGUUGCCAGUGAUUCUGGUCCUUCCUAGUGCGGAGUCCAAAAAAGUUAUACCCGUUGCAAUUUUCGUCGAUGAUGACGACCAUUUUGAGGUGUCGACUGUGGCCAUUGCUAGUGCAAUGCGUAGGGUCAAUUUAGUUCAAAUGACUAACUAUUUUCUUAAGCCAUACAUAUACGAGGCUCAUAGAAAAGAUAUUCUUAACAUAGAAGAAUUAGUGAGCGAUUUAAUGAAGAAAGGCAUAGCGGCAAUAUUUGGGCCCGAGUCACCUGAGAUUAAUGAAAUAAUUCAAUCAGUGUCUACCACCCUGCAAAUUCCACAAUUUCAGACGUUCUGGAAUCCCAAAUUGUCCUCAUAUUCCGGCAGGCUGCCACCCGACGAGUCUAUUCAGAUUUUCAACUUGUACCCCAGUCCGCAGACCCUCUCCAAAGCGUUAGCGACUCUGUUGAACAUAAACGCUUGGAGUACCUUCACUGUGAUCUACGAGGACGACGAGGGACUCCUCAGGCUCCAGGAGGCCCUAAAGCAGCGGAAGCCGAAGGAUCCUGCUAUAUCUUUCAGAAAGCUGGGACCCAGCGAUAAUCACAGGUCAGUGUUGAAAGAAAUUAAAAACACAGGAGUACUAAAUUUCAUCCUCGACUGCAAGACAGACCAUAUAUUGGAUAUUUUAGGAGAAGCCAGAGAACAUAAAUUGUUAUCAGAAUAUCACAGCUAUAUACUGACGAACUUGGACACGCAUACGUUGGACUGGUCCAGCUUCAAAGACAUUAAAAGCAAUAUAACAAGCUUCCGACUGAUAAAUACUACAAGCCAUAUCACCGGUACAGUGGUAGAAUGGAACAUGUUAUUGAAUUAUAGUAUACUGGACACGGUACGAAGCCCCGUUAUUCAGAAGGAAUUAGAUAGAUUCCGUAUUCGAUAUCCUUACCCUGCUAUCAAGGCAGAAGCAGUUAGGGUCAAGUCGGCGCUGCUCUAUGAUGCCCUAAAUUUAUUCCUCACGGUAUUUGGUGAACAGGACGCCAAAGAGGAAUUGGUAUUGACUCCAGUGAGCUAUGAAGAAUUCAAUAUUUCGUGGCAUGGUCUCCGCAUUUCCAACGCCAUAAAGGAGAAAAAAUUUUAUUCUGGUGUUCUACUCCGACCCCUCACAGGACCAAUCACAGAAUUUACCAGCUGGGGGCAAAGACUAAACUGUGAACUUGAGGUGAUAGAACUUACAAAGCAAAAAUUCAGGACCAUAGCGGUUUGGAAUUCAGAGGCGGGUGAUAAAGUUCACUUUGCCAUAUGUUCGGAAUGUCGGCAAAAGCAAGUAAAGGAAGAAAUCCAGGGCAAAAACUUCAGAGUAGUAUCCAGAUUAGGACCCCCAUAUCUGAUGAAGAGACCCAACCCCGAGGGUAAUCUUAUGGGUAAUGACCGUUUUGAGGGAUACGCAAUGGAUCUGAUGAAGGAAAUAUGCAAACCUGAAAAUUUGAAUUGCAGCUAUACAUUUCGCUUGGUGGACGAUGGUCAUUAUGGAAACCGAGAUUCCAAGACGAAAAAGUGGAACGGUCUUAUCAAAGAAGUAUUGGAACUGAAAGCUGACUUGGCGGUUUGUGAUUUGACAAUAACAUACGAAAGAAGAACAGCAGUGGAUUUUACAUUGCCUUUUAUGACAUUAGGCAUUAGUAUUCUGCACGCGAAGGCAGUCAAGGAGCCGCCCGAACUUUUAUCUUUCAGCCAUCCCUUAUCUCUGGACGUCUGGCUGUACAUGGCUACGUCCUACGUGGUUAUUUCCAUGAUAAUCUUCUUAGUCGCAAGGUUGAAUCCAAAUGACUGGGAAAAUCCACAUCCGUGUGAACCCUGUCCGAGAGAGCUGGAGAAUAUUUGGAACAUGAAAAAUUGCCUCUGGUUGACCUUAGGAUCCAUUAUGGCCCAAGGCUGUGACAUCCUACCCAAGGGAAUAUCAACACGAAUGGUGACCAGUAUGUGGUGGUUUUUCUCCUUGAUCAUAACAGCUUGUUACACUGCCAAUUUAGCAGCCUUCCUCACCAUGGAACGGAUGGGUCCAACUAUAGAAAGUGCUGAGGAUUUGGCAGCUCAGAAUAAAAUCAAAUAUGGAUGCGUUUCAGGAGGGGCUACGGAAGCCUUUUUCAAGGACACCAACUUCUCCACCUACCACCGUAUGUGGGUGCAGAUGGAAUCCGCCGAGCCAACCGUGUUCGAAACGGGCAACCCGGAGGGUGUCAAGCGCGUACUGAACAGUAAGAGGCAAUACGCUUUUCUCAUGGAGAGCUCCUCCAUAGAAUACCAAACGGAGAGGAACUGCGAACUGAUGCAGGUGGGGAACACGUUGGACUCCAAGGGAUACGGCAUCGCCAUGCCGACUAAUGCACGCUACAGGAAGGCCAUAAACGAGGUGAUCCUGAGGCUUCAAGAAAUGGGAUUUCUUCUAAAACUAAAAAACAGAUGGUGGAAAGAAAAAAAUGGAGGCGGUCAGUGCAAGGAGGACAAACAUUCCGAUGAGGAGGCGGCCACGGAGCUGGGGUUGGACCACGUGGGUGGCGUGUUCGUGGUACUAGCCGCCGGUGUUUGCAUAGCACUCGUCAUCGCCGUCUGCGAGUUCCUGUGGAGUGUGCGGAAAGUCGUCGUUGUCGAGCACUUAACCCUUAAAGAAGCAUUCCACAAAGAAUUGAGGUUUGCCUUGGACAUUUGGGCAAGAAAAAAGGCUACAUUUUGCCCACCAUCCAUAGAAAAGUCAUUUAGGUGAUUGGAUCAGUAAUUACUG